AUGUCUAGAAAAAGACCUGAUAAUUUGAAGCCAGUUGUCCAAUUAGACGUAUCAGAUGAUAAAUCAAUGACAUCCAUUCAAUUGGACGUAUCACAUGAUUUAGAGUCACUCACUCAAUUAGACGUAUCAGUUGAUAGUUUAAAGCCAGUCGCUCUAUUAGACGUAUCAGAUGAUUUAAGGCAGCUCCCCCAAUCAGACCUACCAGUUGACGCUUUGACUCCCACCCAGUUAGACAUAUCAAGUGACUAUUCCGCUGUACUUUAUGAUUCAGGCUACGAUUCAGAUCUCAGUUCCAUAGUGAUGAUUUCAAGCUCAAUAACGGAAAUAAAGCAUAACCCCAGAGCGAGGUCUACUCGUGGCAUGGAAGAGGUAAAUGAAAUGACUUUAGACGACACUCUUUCAUCAAUGUCUUCACCAUUCCAUGAUCCAUAUUAUCCAACUUUAGUCUUCCAAAUCUAUCCUCAGCCCACCCAUGACAUGAACAUGAUUUCCUCCUACCAAUAUCUUCCCAUGUCUCCUCUUCAUCAUCAUGUUCCGUUACAACCAUACUUUGAAGCUGGUAUGAAGCAACAUAACACCGCUGCUCCUACUCGACGUGAGACUAUCAAGAAGCAAUUGAAAUAUUAUUUCUCCAUAGAGAAUUUAUGCAAGGACAUCUACUUAAGGCAACAGUUCAACCACAAGACUGGGGGGAUCAAGAUCGAUACUCUUUUGAAUUUCAACAAGAUCAAAUGCAUUAUUGGGAAUGAUAAGCGACUACUCAUUAGCAUAAUCCGGGAUCAAUGCUCAGAGUUCUUAGAACUCAUUGACGAUGUCGGUGAUCAAGAAGUUAGAAUUUACAAUUGGCAACCAUGGGUGUUACCAAAACGUAAUUGA
Messenger RNA from Lizanozyma spartinae, 876 nucleotides. RefSeq names its product Slf1p (gene SLF1). The coding region runs from base 1 to 876 and encodes 291 amino acids. Gene Ontology annotation, molecular function: RNA binding. The record is from RefSeq and is a predicted model, not a curated record. The transcript has 2 exons. NCBI's taxonomy places the organism in Eukaryota, Fungi, Ascomycota, Pichiomycetes, Serinales, Debaryomycetaceae.